GUCACAGUAGCCCCGCCCCCUCAAACUGUUAUCCCUCCGCGGUGGUGGAGCCCCGGAGGCCGAGUUACCGCCCCGCAGCGAACGCCGCCUCCGCCGCUCACUGUUGUGCGCCUGCUCGCCCUUCUUGUUCGGCCCCCCUCGGUCCGCGGCUGCUACGAGAAGGUCGGUGGACGAGGUGGACGAGGUUGUGGUGGUUGGUGGACGACGACGACGACGUCGACAACGACGACGAGGAGGAGGAGAAGCACGGUCGGGGCGCGGCCGCUGGGCUGACAUUGCCGUCGUCUGAAACCUUCCACGGCGUCGCGCCGCCGGAGAGAUAAACUGCCCACCCCCCGCGAAAGCCAGCGCCACGCACAACCGCUUCCUGUCACGACUACGAGCGGCGGGUGUGCGAUCGCGUUCCCGCUGACGGGAGGCCCGAGCGCGGUGGUUGACGCACCGCUCUCACCGCAAUGGUCUCGGCCGCCACCACCUCUGCCGCCGCCGUGUGCCACAACCCCCCGGGGCCGUGACGCACCGUGGGGAAAAAGCCGCCCUCUGCAGCCAGCGCCACCGUCGUCCCCACUCGCGCCCCCCGACUCCGCCACCUGGCUCUGAUUUCCUGGAAUGUAAACUUCGAGUUCAGGAGGAAGUUACUGGCUGGCUGACUUUCAGCACGAUAGACAUCCCGGUGCUGGGCACGUGUUACGGGUGGGUUCUGGUGGUGGUGGUGGGGGGUGGGGGGAGAGGUGGUGGCGGUGCGGAUAAUCACGGGAGGUGACCGCGGCGCGUUUGUCGUAGCCGCGCCGCAGCCGGCCGAAACUUCCAACGCUGAAACCUAGGUCGCCGCCACCGCGUUCGCUUGGAGCGGCCAUGCCGAUCCGAAGGUCGUUCGCUCCGGGCGCUGCCCAGCCGAACAAGCGGCACUCGCGCUUGGACCUCACCCCGGACAUGAUCAGCGGGCCCAUGGGUGACUUCCGGCACACGAUGCACGUGGGCCGCGGCGGGGACGCGUUCGGCGACACGUCCUUCCUCAAAUCCGACUCGAAGGCACCGGACGCGGCCCCCGCACCCCCGCCCGACGCCGUUCCUCCGCUCCCUCCGGGGGGCACGCGUACCUGGGCGGCGGUGCCCGAGGGGGACGAGCACGAGCAGCAACCGGCACUGCCGCCUCAGCCACCGCCACCCAAGAAGGAGAGCUUCCUGGCGCGGACGCUGCGCGCGAGCAAGCGGUCGCUGUCGGCCAGCCGGCGGAGCAGCCGCGCGUGCUCGCCGGCGCCGUCGCGCCCCCUCUCCCAGAGCGGAUCGCUCCCCCAGCUGCAGCAGCAGGACACGGGCGAGGGGGGGCGGCGGCGGCGGCGGCGGCGGCGGCGGCGGCGGCGGCGGCGUCGAAGACCGCGGCGCCGGAGGCCCGGGCGUCCCGCGCGAGCCUCACGCGCAGCGAGUCGGCCGAGGGGCCCCCGUCCCAGCCCAUGUCCCGUGAAGCAGAGGCCACCCCUCGUGGGCCAGCGGCUGCGCCCGUCGCACACCGACGGCGGAGGCGGCGCGGGCGGUUCGGGCCCCGUCAGGGCCGACCACCGCAUCUUCGGCGAGGGCGGCGGCGGCAGGGCGAACGGCGUUGCACGGGGCGGCUCGGUUCCCGACAGCCCCCCGCCGGUGCUGAAGCACGCCGAGUCGGUGCUGUCCUUCCACGUGGACCUGGGCCCCUCCAUGCUGGGGGACGUCCUCGGCGUCAUGGAGAACGAGAAGUUCUUCCACGGCGGCGGCGGUAGCUGCUGCGAUGACGACGAGCCGCCUCUUCAAAUCGACGAGAACCUGGAGUUUCUCGGCACGGAAGACGACGCGGUCGUGGGGCUCGUGUCCGAGCCUUUGGCCCCACGCUGGGAGGGCAGGUUCGGGGGCGGCGGCCACGCGAUCUCGGGGGCGGAAGCCGGCGCAGGGCCCAAAGAGGACGAUGAGGAGGACGAUGACGACAGCUCCUCAGGGGCCUCCGUCGACUCGGUGCUUCUGUCGCCCACCACUGUCCGCACCCAGGUGUUCGGCGACACGGAUGAUGAAAUCCCCGUGUAGGAAGGCAUAAGCGGCCUCCCGCGUUCCAGCUGUAAAGGUUUACUCGGCCGAGGAAGAGGGAGAGGGAGGGAGAGCACACACUACUUGACUGUUUUCUACCAAAUGCGCAUAUUGUCGAGGAGAGAGAGGACCGUUGAUUUUUAACGAGAGGGCUUUUUUUUUUUUUUUACACACUCCCUUUAAUAUUUGUUUUUAUUCUCCACUGAUUCUUUGUGAUGCUGUGCACCAAGGGAUCCGAGUCGUUGGUGUAAAAAAAAAAACCCAACAAAGCGACUGAAAGGGGCAGCGCCAUUGCUGCACAGGACGUUGGGUGGCGGUUAGCGGCGAGCAUUGUUCUAAACUUGACGUUAUAAGGUUUUUGAUUCGGGCCGUUAAACCAAAUGAAACGAGGCGCCGGUGGCAGCCAAUCGGUCACCAGCGCGCCCCGCCCCCAGCACUCCACCCCAUCCCGUCCGUCUUUCUCGUGUGCGCGCCGUCCCCAGCGCUGCACGCUGUCCGAUCUCGUCACGCCGGGAGAGACGGGGCGGAAGACAUCGCACUGAUGGCGUGUGUGUGGAGCGUCGUCGUCCUAGCAGUGGAAGCGCGCCCCGCGAUUUUCCGUGACGCGCCGCUCCAUAAAUCACGCAGAGCGGAGCGGUCGGAGGCGCCCGAGCGCGUCAUGACGGUGCGGGCAGGGGGGGGCGAUUUACUGCAGGUGCGCGUGAGAUUCAAAAACCGCAGUUUGUCACUUUGCUUUUAUCGGUAAGUCAACGGACGACAUGUGGCAGAUAAAUUGCUUUCACUCACUUAGCGGGGGACGUUUGAUUUAAAUGUUUCUCUUUUAUUCUUUUUGUCCCCUCAAGGGGCGUGAGCUGUCCCGUUGGGCACGAUGACGGCCCGCCCUCGCCCCUUGCCUCGUGUCAAUUGGCGACCCGGUGGGGGGGAUACUUUUCAGGCAUUCCUGCGAAAUCAAAACGUAAACCGUGUGACCAGGGUACAGCUUCUCUAACGAAGUUGCGUUCCACUUAGGGCUAAUUCUUUCUUUUUUAAAUACUCAGCGUGAGGAAGCUCGCUCCUUGGUAGCUGCCCGACUGGGGGUUAGGCGGGGGGGGGGGGGUUAAGCGUUUUGUUAUAAGUGCCCCCUUAAAGUGGCGCCGCGUGAAUGAGCGGUGCUGGAACGGUCCACUCUAGACGGCACAGUGCACGUCGUCCACUCUAGACGGCACAGUGCACGUCGUCCACUCUAGAUGGCACAGUGCGCGCCGUGUUUAUGUGCCAACCGUGGGAACGCGAUUCUGGCUUGGCGGCAGCUGGCGCUGCUCGACGGCAAUAACAACCUGGUGGUGUUUUGUGAGUUUUAUUUUAUUUUAUUCUUCCCGUGUUGUGUUCAUAUUAGGGUGCAAUCCGCUCGUGCAAUCGCCACGACAAGCCCGAGUCGGGAGAUGUUCAUCCUGGACCUAAGACGGAACUUUAGGUGCGGUGGCUGAUGCUCCAGUAGCACAGCCACGCAGAGACGGCUGUGCGUUGGUACAUGCGGUUCAGCGAGCGCGCCUGUACGUGCAGUGCUUCCUCGGUAGCCUAGAACAGAGGUCGGGAUCGACAAGCCUGUCGACCAGUACUAUGUCCCGGUGAGCGAUCAAGUAGGCGUUGGUUAGUGUAGCGCUGCGCAUUGUGAACUCUUAACUACCUAGUGUUUAAAGUGCUGACCCGUGUGUGCAAGAGAUGGGAGAGAGGGUGGAGGGGGACACCAGGGUAUGGCCGGUGUUAAACUUUGCGUGGAUAUCUUGUGAAGAAUUGUGAUGUGGUUAUGAUGUUCUUAAGAAGUGUUGAAGCUGCUCACUCGAGUUGUUUGGCGGACCAGAACGGGACCCCCCUCCCCGCCACACGCUGCCCCUGCCGCAUCUCCCCUUUUGCACUCGAAUAUUUUCAACGUAUAUGUGCAGCGCGUUGUGAAAAUCCUGGAUCGUUCCAAAACUCUGCAUUUCCACGAACGCUGGAGAGGGAGGCUCACCUGGGUGCGUGAACUGUACUCUCAGGCUCGGCCUGAAUUCCCACAGUGGCACCCCCCCCCCCCCUAAUAGGCCGAACCGACCCCCACUUGGCCUAAGGCUAGGGCUGGUUUGGCCUUCUAAGGCCGCUGUGGAAACUCUAGCCGAGCCUAACGGGUCCCAGGAGUGGAAAGCUACCGGCCUGGAACCAGCACAUCGCGGGCUCGCCACGCAGGCUCACAAGCGAGCGGAACCCCUCCGACCGAGAGCCGCACGCACUCACCGACGUCACCGCGGUAAAUGCAGAAGCGGGGAGGGGAGGGGCGGAUAACUGGCGUCCCCCUCUCGCUCAGUUCGGCCUCAGGGCAGCUUAUCGAUGUCAUUGAAACACACGGUGAAAAUUACAGGACGAAUAGGUACUCGCUUUGGAGAGCCUAACAUCCCGAGCCCUCUUUUAAAUAUUAAAAACUUUUAUGAAGUCACGUCGGUGCUGUGGGGGGUGGGGUGAGCGUGAAGGGUUGUCCCCAUGAAACCUCGUUACCCGUCGUUUCUGGGGACACGGAUCGCCUUCGUGCCGUCGAUGCCGCAAUGCUCAACGAGCCAUUCCUUGGCGUGGCCAAGUGGAGUGGUCAUGGAAAUGCAGCUCUGCGUAUUCACGCGAGUCUCUUUGAGAUUUGCCAAAUGGCCGUCGUGGGCAGCCAAAUCCCAUCGCCGCGAUGCUGCCAGGGUCACAGCAGCAGCGUUGCUCGUCGGAACUUUCUCGACCACCCAGUCGUCGUGCCCCCCGCCCCGCCCCCACCUCUGUGCCUUUUGCGUGUCUUACCAAGCGCGUUUCAGUCGCAGUUUAAGCGGGAUUGGUAAGCAGGAAAACACCUUGUACAGUACUGGCGGUGGCGAGGACUGGAGCUUGAGAAGUCUUCAUCUCCCUGCGAACUUGGCUCCACACCACGGUGGCACGGCGCCAGCCUGAUGAUCGUCGCCCCUCGGUGAUCGUUGCGAUUGGCUGCUGGUUGCUAAGGCCUCUGUGGCCACUACGGCGGUGUGGUGGGAUGCGUGAGCGAGUGGGUUUGGACGCGUUGUGUACGAGUCGCGUUUACACGCAUGGCAUGACAAGUCCCCGUGGAGGUUGGCGGGAGGCAGCUGUGCCUGCACUUGUUGGGCACCGACCGGUUUUGUGAAAUCACUACACGGGGAACUUCCUCAUGCGGUGGGGGGGGGGGGGCGCAUUUUGUAAUUGUGCGGGCGUUGGGAGCGAUGAUAAUUCUGCCCCCGAGUGACCAACGAAACAGAACCUGGCUGGGAAAGAAAUGGUGAAAAGCGGUCAGCCGGGAUUUAAUAACCAUCACGCAGACAAACUCGUGCGGGAAUUGAACUGCGUGCAACGUUUGGGUGUGAUCUAACUGGACAUGUUUUUAAAGUCUCGUUCCAUAACAAUAAACCCAACAACACCCCCCCCCUCCCCAAACAACUCGUACAUUCCCACGAAGCGUUCAAUCCCCUUGCGGGGCCGCGUUCUGUGGAGUCGUGUUUCUGUCACCGCGGCUCGGGCUCUUCCCAGGGUUACCGUGGCCACUUGGGCGAACGGACCUCGUGUUUGUGUGGCUGGCCAUGAGCCACCCACCCCACUGUGCCUGCUUUGAACGCCUUCGUGUAUGACGAUUCCCUCUUUUGAAGUGCUGUACGUUUUAAAAGUACAUUCCGCAAGAUUAGUCUCGAGUUGUUUUUCGGUGGGGUUUUUUUUUGUUUUGUUUUAAAGAGUAACCUAGUAUUUGACCAUUGCAAAAAAAGCUGAACAGGUACGACCACCGGAUGCUGUUAUCGCGAGAACGAGACGGUGAGAUAGGAUGGCGCUGCUUGUGAUUCAAUGAUGUUGACAGGCGAGGGAGGUGGGGGGGGCCUGUGAGGUCGAGCCGACGUCUCAACAUUUCGAGUGCUGACGCGUAGACGGUCAGGCUUUGUUUGGAAGACGUGCGCGAUCUCACACUGGUUGGUGAUGCAGCACGCCUGUAUUGUGACAGCCCGUCGACUUUAGGCCAGCAUUCGGAAAGGCGCGUCGUGCCGAACGCUUGGCCGGGUAAAUUGUCGCGUGAUAGCACGUGCGUGCAUAUCGACGAUCCGAAGUUAAACGUCCCACUUUCCUCGUCCUGGUGAUAGGUUAACAUUGGCGGCAGCAGCAGCAGUAGAGAGGGCAAUUUCGGCAAAUGACAAUUGUUGCACUGUACCUGAUAUGCUGCCACUUUCUACGCCUCCCCCGCCCGCCUUCGCCAACUCGCACUGCGUGGCGAAGUCGAAUGACUCUCGCGAAACCACCCCGAGUGAGGAGGAGGAGGCCUUCAUCCAGCAGUGGAUUGGCAAUGGGUUCUUUACAUGUGCGUAGAUUAAAGCACGGGGGGUGGGUAGACGUGCACAUGCGCCACUGUUUCUCGACUUCAGUCCUCGCCACCACGCCACAGCUGCGCGUGUGUGUGCUUUUCCAAGCAGAAAGCAUACGCAGCGCUCCACGGCGCCAUGUGUGUGUGUGAAUAAAAGCGAUCGGAGGGGUUGGUCGGUGUGGGGGGAGAGGUUGGUGGGGUCGUGAUGGAUGGACUGGAGUUGAGAAGCCGCUGCACUCAAGAGUUUGAAGAGGUGGAGGAGGGGGGGGGGGGCUUUUUAGAGCGUGUUAAUACAACAACAAAAAUAAUAAUAAAAACCGGCCACUCAAGAAGAUGUUUCGCUCAGCCGGCGAGAGGUGGUCUCAGGACUCUCCUUCGACUGCCUUGCGACGCGGGGGAGCAGUGGCGGUGGGUGCGAGAGCUCCCCGCGUGUGCCUCUGUGUUUUCACCAGAGUUGCUGUUUUAAAUUUGCCCUAUGCGGGACGAGCUCGCGGGAGACGCGCACAGCGGAGAGGCUGUUCUUCAAUGCAAGCGAUACCGUUUUAACUACAAUUAUAGUGUGGGAGUUGGGGUGGGGGGCUGUUUAUUAAUUAAUUGUAAAGUUGGGGGACCCCCCCCCCCUAUUCCUCCACCCCCCCAACCCCCCUGGGCUGUUGCUGUCACUGAAGCGAAGGCACGUGGUACGACUCUUGUGAAUACCCGUGUCGCGAUGUCACGUAAUAAAGUGUUAGAUACUAAAAC
Messenger RNA from Petromyzon marinus (sea lamprey), 7132 nucleotides. Its product is annotated as cdc42 effector protein 4-like. Gene Ontology annotation, cellular component: cytoskeleton; plasma membrane; cytoplasm. Gene Ontology annotation, molecular function: small GTPase binding. Gene Ontology annotation, biological process: positive regulation of pseudopodium assembly; regulation of cell shape; Rho protein signal transduction. The record is from RefSeq and is a predicted model, not a curated record. NCBI's taxonomy places the organism in Eukaryota, Metazoa, Chordata, Hyperoartia, Petromyzontiformes, Petromyzontidae.